AUGACGGAACAAAUACUUCAAAAAGCUGGUCUCUAUGUUGAUGAUCUGAAUCGAAUCCGUCUUAUCGACCCAGGUAAGUAAUAACUUUCAAGUCUAUUUUAGCAUUUUUUUUUAAUGGGAAUGUGAAGGAAAAUUAGCAAAUUUUUUACAUAUUUUGUGGGCGUUUUGAAAAUCAUAGGCAAACUCGGAAAGGGUGGAAAAAGGCCCUAUAGAAAUGUUCCUUUUAGGGUGAAAAAGGUUCCUUUUUUGUUGCCUUUUCGCGCCAUUUUUGCUGCCUCUCCCUUACUCCACUAUUUCUCGAGCCUUUAAAAUCCCAGGAAAAUGGAAGUCUCGAUAAAGGGACUCUCUUUGCUACCUUUUUGCUGCCUUUCUGCGAACUUUCUGCGACCUUUUCCUUUCAGCGACCAUUAUCCACCAUUCCGACUUUGCCCGCGGAUGUCUUCAGCAACAUUUUUGCUUUUUUGCCAAAGAAACACGAAUCAUAAAAUGCUUCAGAAUGAAGAAUAUUUGGUGACCCAACAAAUGUAUGAGCUUUAAGAAGUCGCGGAUUCGCUGCAGAGCACACAUGAACGGGCGACGGAACUCGUCGGACAUCUGAAGGCUUUCCAGAACAACACGUCGACUCUGAUCGACAGCAUGGAAGAAGUUGGUCUACUUUUUUUGAAAUUCUUGUUGGAUUAAAGUCUGAAGUCUGUUCACCAAAACUUUAGGGGGUGUUAAAAGCGCCACUGGAAAAAAAGUUCUACGUCUUGGUAAAUUUAUAAAAUUUUUCUAUACUCCUUCAACCUAAAAAUCGUUCUGGAAGGUUUUAUCAACUGUAUACCUAAUUUAAUCUUCUGCUUGAAAAACCAGAUAUGUAAAAAAUAUAUCCUUUCAAAUCUCAGAAACCAUAUUUAAAUAUAUCAUCCAAUCGCUAAGCUUCGCGUUUUUUUAAAAAUUAUUUCUACAUCGAGGCAGUCGGCUUUUAUAUGGUCGUGCAAGGUGUAAUUGAGUCAUGAAAAUAAAUAUGAGCCUCACAUACUAAACGAUUUAGAAUAAGUAAUGAAAUUAUCAUCCUCAAAUUAUCAUGUUAAAAAAUAUCCUUUCAUUCAUAAGUUCAAAUUGGAGAUUCAUUUUUCUUUUCUCUCUUGAAUCUGAGUAUAGGUUGAAACACUGUUCAUUGUAAUACAGGAAGAUCCUACAAAACUUCUCGGUUUUUGAGUGAGCCUCGAACCCGGAAAAAUUAUCGAAAGCCGGUUGAAUGAGUUAUUUUAAAACUUUUAGGCGUCCAUCCUCCAAAACUAAAGUUGUGUAAAGUGAACCCUUCAAAAUCUUGGAAAAAAAUUAUUUUGGAAUGACGUACGUCAUUUUGAGGUGGCGCGAGUGGUGGAGUCCGAGAAGAUUCGCGCGCUUUCGUCGAAAGGAGCCGCGAAUUCCGGGAAACAGCGUGAGAGUGACGCACAGUCGCUGCAGAUGCUGAUUCGUGAGAGGCAGGUCGAAUUAGAACGUCUGCGAGUCGAACUCGCCGCCGCUCAGAAAAUCGAGCAAGAACAAAAAGAGCAAAUCAACGUCUUCUCAACCGUUUAA
This is a messenger RNA of Caenorhabditis auriculariae, 1566 nucleotides long. The record is from the annotation of a GenBank genome assembly. NCBI's taxonomy places the organism in Eukaryota, Metazoa, Nematoda, Chromadorea, Rhabditida, Rhabditidae.